This is a messenger RNA of Ramularia collo-cygni, 2094 nucleotides long. RefSeq names its product related to beta-adaptin. The record is from RefSeq and is a predicted model, not a curated record. Gene Ontology annotation, cellular component: membrane coat. Gene Ontology annotation, molecular function: clathrin binding. The transcript has 5 exons. Gene Ontology annotation, biological process: intracellular protein transport; vesicle-mediated transport. Bases 1 to 2094 code for a protein of 697 amino acids. NCBI's taxonomy places the organism in Eukaryota, Fungi, Ascomycota, Dothideomycetes, Mycosphaerellales, Mycosphaerellaceae.
AUGAGUUCCUCCAAGGGUGAGGAUGCGAAGUUCUUCGCGAGGGGCAAGGUCGCCGAACUCAAGACAGAGCUCAACACCUCUGGAGGCAAAAAAGAUAAGAAUUUCCUCGCCAAACGUAUCGCCCUGAAGAAGAUCGUCGCCAAUAUGACCAUGAGCAACAACGACAUGGUGGCUUUAUUUCCAGACAUUGUGAAUUGUAUGGGAAUACAAAAUUUGGAAAUCAAGAAGAUGUGUUUCCUCUAUUUGGUCAACUAUGCGCGUGCGAAGCCAGAGAUCGCACUCAAAGCGUUGCCUAUCCUUGUUACGGACUUGGAAGACACCAACCCCUUAAUGCGAGCAUUGGCUCUCAGAACCCUCUCAUAUAUCCACGUGCGGCAAUUCGUCGAAGCAACGAUCGACCCACUCAAGCAGCUUCUCAAAGACCAGGAUCCUUAUGUACGGAAAACAGCAGCUUUCACAGUCGCGAAAGUCUAUGACCACGACAGGCAUCUGGUUGAACGAAGUGAUUUGAUCGAUAGGCUCAACUCAAUGUUGCGCGAUGAGAACCCAACCGUUGUCUCGUCCUCACUCGCAGCGUUGAUGGACAUUUGGGAACGAAGUGAGAGUAUUAAACUCACCAUUGAUUAUGCAAAUGCCAGCAAGAUAGUUCAGAUCCUCCCGGACUGCUCAGAAUGGGGACAAACAUACAUUCUCGAAGCUCUAACCUCUUAUGUCCCUCAAGAUACCCAAGAAGCAACCGUGCUCGCCGAGCGCAUUGCCCCACGCCUAUCUCACACCAACUCUGCUGUCGUGCUUACGUGCAUCCGCGUCAUACUCUACCUAAUGAAUUACAUCUCGAGUAAGCAAGCCAUUGCAUCGCUCUGCGCCAAAUUGUCCCCUCCUUUAGUCACCCUCCUUUCCAAAGGACCCGAAAUCCAGUACCUGGCUCUGCGAAAUGCAUUACUGAUCCUUCAACGACGACCGGAGGUGCUAAGGAAUGAUAUUCGGGUAUUCUUUUGCAAAUACAACGAUCCGAUCUAYGUCAAAGUCACGAAGCUCGAACUAAUCUUCAUGCUGGCGAACGAGUCCAAUAUCAAAGAAGUGCUCACCGAGCUACGAGAGUAUGCCACCGAGAUUGACGUUCAUUUCGUCCGAAAGUCCGUUCGAGCGAUCGGAAAGCUGGCCAUCAAGAUAGAACCGGCCGCGAGACUCUGCAUAUCUACCCUGCUGGAGUUGGUGGCAACGAAAGUCAGCUAUAUCGUGCAAGAAGCAACAGUCGUUAUCAGGAACAUCUUCCGCAAAUAUCCCAAUCAAUACGAAAGCAUCAUUUCCACGCUUUGCGAGAAUCUGGACUCGCUGGAUGAACCGGAGGCGAAAGCAGCGAUGAUCUGGGUCAUCGGACAAUAUGCUGACAGGAUAGAGAACUCAGAGGUACUGCUCGAAGACUUCCUCGACAGCUGGUCUGACGAAACACACGAGGUACAGCUCGCACUGCUCACAGCAACGGUGAAGCUGUUUAUCCAGCGGCCCAAGAUCGCAGCAGAUCUGGUGCCAAAGGUGCUGAAAUGGGCGACGGAAGAUACAGACAAUCCAGAUCUGCGAGAUCGAGGCUACAUGUACUGGAGGCUGUUGAGCAGUAAUCCUACGGCUGCCAAGGAGAUUGUCAUGGGAGAGAAGCCCGCGAUCACUGCCGAGAGCGAGAAGCUGGACGCCGUAACACUGGAGGAAAUGUGUCUGGUCGUUGGCACGCUAGCGACUGUGUAUCUCAAACCUGUCCACACGGUCUUCCGAUCUGCGAGACCGAGACGAUUGCAGGACUCCCCAGCGUUGCAGAAGGAGACGCUUCCCGGGUGGGAGGCAGCGAGGACUACAAGGCUUGAGAUUCCUGUUAGCAGCGCUGCACAAAGCGCUGACGUUCUUGAUGAAGCAGACGCCUAUUUUGCAAGUAUUGGAUCUGCGCAGGGUGCACAGCAGGCCCAUGAUGGGUUUUCGCAUAGUCCUGUUGGAGGACCGGGAGGACAGCAAAUGUAUGUGGUCAAUCAAGGACAGGGGCUCGGGACUAUGCCUAGUGCCACCCACGUCCAGAACGGCGAGGGUGACUUGUUAAGCUUCUAG